Molecule: messenger RNA, 5632 nt
Organism: Danio rerio (zebrafish)
Lineage: Eukaryota; Metazoa; Chordata; Actinopteri; Cypriniformes; Danionidae
Source: RefSeq, a predicted model, not a curated record
AAGGUUUUAUCAUUAUGGAUCGCUGCUUCCUAACUAUGUGCUUCAAAAGGGGACAGACUUGUUUUUCCGGUGCACAAUGAGCCAGACUGUAAAGGAAGUGGAAACCCUGUUGCUUUUCUAACUGCAGAUGAAUGCAAUUUUAGGAGACGGCUGGUGUAUGUGAUAUACUAGCAUGAAACAGUUCAUGUACAGUGCGAGUUAUGACAAUAGAAGCUCUAUAUUUAAUUCAAAAACAGUUGUGCAACCAGAUUAUGUAGCGUUUUGGACGGCCUUUUGGAAUAGUAAACAAACUCUUGCGUCACUCCUGGCACCUUGAAUAUGAACAGUGAUACUUUAAAUAAAGUGUCCGAGAUAUACUGUGACAUGUAUUGGUUUUCGGAGCGACAGAAAAGAGACGUGUGCUUUACAUUAGCGCAGUAAUGGCAGAGGGCAUGUCUGUUAAACAUUUACUUUACUUUUCUCCCGGAGCUUGGGGUCGGGUGGCCAUGGACCCCUUCAGCCAGCUGAUCCUGCUCAUCUCGGUGGUGAGUUUUUUCUUUUUCCAGUGGCUCUUUCACAGCGUGAGCCCCUGGGCGUCGUCCAGAAUCAGCCCUGGCUUCCUCAAACUCACCCACAAACAGAAGAUCGAGUGGAACUCAAGGACUGUGUCCACGCUCCACGCUCUGCUGGUCGGCCUCUUCUGCCUCUACAUCUUGUUCUUCGAUGAGGCCGUCAAUCAGGACCCCGUAUGGGGAGAUCCUACUCUGGUGAAGAUAAACGUGAGCAUUACUACAGGCUACCUCAUAUCUGAUCUGCUGCUUAUAUUUUACUAUUGGAGAGCAAUAGGAGACAAGUUUUUUGUAAUCCACCACCUGGCAGCAUUGUAUGCUUACUACUAUGUACUGGGUCAAGGAAUGUUGCCUUAUUUUGCUAACUUCCGUCUGCUUGCAGAGUUUUCCACACCCUGUGUUAACCAACGCUGGUUCUUUGAAGUAUUAGGUUACCCCAAAUCCUCCAGGCCCAACAUGGCUAACGGUGUGCUGAUGGCGGCGGUGUUUUUCCUGGUGCGCAUCGCCGUCAUGCCCGUUUACUACAGCCGGAUGUGCUCCGUGUAUGGCACCGAAGCCUUCUACAGGGUUUCGUUUGGCGGCCGGAGCGCUUGGAUAUUCUCUAGCAUCUGCCUGGACAUCAUGAACGUCAUGUGGAUGCAUAAAAUCUUUCGCGGCUGCUAUAAAGUCUUGCAAUCCAGCCGGAAAUCCAAAGCUGAGAGCCAAGAGAACGGAAAAACAGAUUGAGCUGGGGGGAGAAGUGUGAAUUUUCACUUUUUACACGACUUGCUCACUGACUGGGUUGUUGUGUUAUUUAGAAAUGAACAACCCAAGGACACUAUGAAGUAGUGACCGGAGAUUAAAAACAAACAAACAAACAAAAAAAAAAACACCCCCCAGAGCAAUAUUUCACAGGUGAAACUUUAAGACAUCUUAUAUGCUUGGAUAGACUUUUAUUUUGUAAUUUUUUCGGGGGGAAAACUGCACCAGAAGUGCUAACAGUGCACUGUACGCAUCCACCGGCUGAACUGUAUUUUAACUCUUGAAUUUUUAAAUGCAUGAAGCUGGUUUUAAUUAAACUGUGGGCUGGUAAACCACGUUAUUUAUUCGUCGGGAAAAAAGUUAAAUCCGUCGCUCUCAAUCACUGUACUAUGUGCCAAUGGUCAGCAAGAUGUUAACGUUUACCUAAAUGCCGCAUUUAUUGACUGUGAAAGAUUCAUCCACACAACUGCGCUGCACUACAAAUGAAGAAAAUCUGCCAUUCGGAUCAUUCUACUGAAGACGGAAGAUCAACGUCAUGCUGUAUUCGUGACUUUUUAAUGAAGGAAAUGCAACCCAGGCUCAUUCUGAAAACGUAGCCCUGUAUACAUUUCUGGAGAGUGCAAAAUGCGUCCCAGAACGUACAUUUUUUUGUUGUUGCCGUUUUUGUUUUCGCUAAUCCACCAGAGGCCGCUGUGUACGCUUUUUGAGAUCUCAAAUUUCUCUCGUCAGUGCCACUUGUGAAUUCGUAAAUCCACCAGAGGCCACUGACGACUGUCUGACCAAUCAACCGAUCAAUAGCCCCACCCUCCCCCUUCCUAAACCCAACCGAUAGUGUUUUAAAAAGCACUGAUUGACCAGCGCACAACCACUUCCUUAGACCCUACCGACUUAUUUUAAUUUUUAUCUUUUGUUUUUGUCUUAUCCGCUUUCUGGAACUGUUAUUCGCCGGACUAGAACCCUAUCGUAGCAGUCAACUUCUCUGCGUUUCAUGUUCGCCGACGUACGCGGUUACAGUGGUAAAGUUGUCCACACGGCGUCAUACUGCCCUCUAUCGUUCAUUUUCAAGACGAAAUGCAGCUCUAGCUACGUAAUUCGCAAUCUCCAGAAUAUUAUACAGGGCUACGUUUUCAGAAUUAGCCUAUGUUGAGGAAAUGAUGAAACCUGUGGGUUAAAUCGCCAAAAUAUUUUUUUAUACAAGCAUUGAACUGUACUUGUUAAUGAACCGGUUUACACUCGCUCCAGAUUCACUUCGGAUUUAUUCCCUUUCACACAAAUGCUUUGUUCGCACUGUACAGUUAAUUGCAUGCGGCGAUGUUGUUCUCUGAAUGUUUGCAUUGUACAUAGAGAUUUUAUUGAACAUACGAUGGCUAUUUUAAUGAACGUUUGUGUACAGUGUAUCCAAUCAGUACCGAACUUAAAUUAUCGGGACUAUUUUGACAAAUGGAAUCGCAAGAGCUUGGGUUGGCUUAUUUGAGCUUAUUUGAAUGUCGAAAAACUCUUUUCCUUGCAUCGCACCUAAUUUAUUAAUCCAGUUUCACACUGGGACAGCAUGGUAAUGUUUGUACGACAUAUUUAUUAUUUUUUAACGGAAAGAUAUACACGUCGUCGAUGUAUCAGAGUAGAUAUCUAUACAGCAUACGAGAGAAUUUCACAACGCAGAGAUGCUUUUAUAAAUUCAUUGUCACCAUGUAUAGUCUAGAAUAUUCGCACACGCAUUCGGAUGUGAGAGCGCAUGACGAGUUUUAUUGUUUUGUUUUGUGUGGAAACGAUUUUCUGUUUUUAACAAACUUAAGUACUUGAAUUUUGAGACCUAUAAAAGGGAAUGCCUGUCAUUGGGACGAGUUAUACAGGAAUACUUGUGAGUUUAUGUUUUGCCUUUGCAUCCAGUCACUCAAAAUGCCUUUUUUUGGUUAAAUAAACAUACUUUAUUUGAUUUCUUCAGCGUCUUUUUGUACCACUCGGUUUUGAAAAAACUAGCAUAUGCUGCUGGUAAGGUCUGUUUUGAUGCUGGUCUUUCUGGUUUCAAUGCUGGUUUUGAUGGUUUUAAUGGUGGUCUUGCUGGUUUGAAUGCUGGUUUUGAUGCUGGUUUCAAUGCUGGUUUUGCUGGUGUUAAUGGUGGUCUUGCUGGUUUUGAUGCUGGUUUCAAUGCUGGUUUCUGAUGGUUUUGCUGGUUUCAGUCCACCAGAGACCACUGCCGACCGAUCACCCCACCCAUUCCUUUCAUAAACCCAACCAAAGGUGUUUUCGAAAGCACCGAUUGACCAGUGCUCAACCACUUCCCAUAACCCAACCAAUAGUGUUUUCAAAAGCAAUCCAGAAAAAGAAAAGCCCUUGCAGCUACCUAAUUUUUACCACAUUUUCACCCUGGUAUUUACUUGUUUAUUUUAAUUUUUUGUUUUUGUCUUAUCUGCUUUCUGGAACUGUUAUUCGCUGGACUAGAACCCUAUCGUCAAUUUCUCUGCGUUUCAUGUUCGACGACGUACGCGGUGAGCCACUGGACAAACUGGUAACAGUGGGAAAGCAGUCCAUACGGAGUGAAGCGGUCAGCUGCUAGCGUGAAAAGGAACGGCAUCAUACCGUCUUGUAGUUUUCGUUUUAUUGCUGCUUUCAAUGCUGGUCUUGCCAGGUUAUUGAGACCAACACGAAAACCAGCGAGACAAGCAAAACCAGUUCUGAAAUCAGCAAAAACAGCAUUGAAACCAGCAAGACCAGCAUUGAAAGAAGCAAAACCAGCAUUGAAAGAAGCAAAACCAGCUUUGAGACCAGUAUUGAAACCAGCAAGACCAGCAUUAAAUCCAGCAACACCACAAUUGAAACCAGCAAAACAAGCAUUGAAACCAGCAAAAAUAGCUCUGAAUCCAGAAAAAAACAGCAUUGAAACCAGCAAGACCAGCAUCAAAACAUACCAUUAUCAAAACAUUAUCAGCAUUUGCUGUUUUUUUUAUUAUUAUUAUUUGCAGGGUGUUUAGUCGUGUGACUGUUUUCUCUGUUUUUUCUUGUUAACGUUGUAACCAAAGGUCAGAAUUAUCAGUAUAAUAAGGAAAAUCCUUGCAAAAUCCAUCCUUACUAAAAUUCACCAUGAUUUAUUAUAGUAAAGGUGUGGUGCCCUGCUGAAAAAAAAAGCAUAUGCUGGUAAGGGUUUCUUGGUCUCAAUGCUGGAUUUGCUGGUCUUGAUGCUGGUCUUGCUGGUUCCAAUGCUGGUUUUGCUGGUCUCGAUGCUGGUCUUGCUGGUUCCAAUGCUGGUUUUGCUGGUCUCGAUGCUGGUCUUGCUGGUUUCAAUGUUGGUUUUGCUGGUUUCAAUAUUGGUCUCAAUGCUGGUUUUGCUGGACCAGUAUUAAGACCAGCACUGAAACAAUCAAGACCAUCUAAACCAGCAAUGAAACCAGCAAAACCAGCAUUGAAACCAGCAAGACCAGCAUCAAAACAUACCUUACCAGCAUUUGCUGUUUUUUUUCAGUUGGGUGUUUAGUCAUGUAUGACUAGUUUGUGUUUGUUAAAGUUACAACCAAAGGUCAGAAUCAUCAGUAUGAUAAUGAAAAUCCUUGCAAAACCCACUCUUACAAAAAUUCAGCAUGAUUUACUAUAGUAAAAGUGUGGUAGCCGUGUUUAUUUUAAGGUUGUAUACAAAUACAAUGGAAAAAUUAUGGUUAGUUGGUCUUGGAGAGCUGGUGUCCUGCAAAGUUUAGCUCCAACCCCAAUUAGACACACCUGGGCUAACUAAUCAAGCUCAUAAUACGCUUUCUGUGCAGGUUUGUACCUAUAAUUUGCAGGAAACUGGACCUCCGGUAAAAACCAUUGUGAAUUUGUGGUUACCAUCAUUAUAGUUGUAGUUACCGUAGUUUAAAAUGACCAUUUGGUUGAAUUUGUAGUAAAAUCAUGGUUAAUUUUCAGAAGAACAGACAGUAAAUGGAAGCAAGCGAAGGACAAAUAAGGGAUAGUUUAUUAGUUAUUAAAACCUCUUGCACGUCAUUUCCGAGGCUGAUUUCUACAUUUGGAAUAGAUUUUUUUACUUAUUAAUAAAUUAAAGAAAGAAAAAUAUUUCUAUACACAAUGACCAAACCUUCAGCGUUCAGCAGCGUUGAUGUUUGAUUUAUGGGAUGUGUGAAAUGCAACAGUAUCUCUUAUGUUUUUAUGUUUCCACACGCUGUCACGGGAGUUGUUGUUUUAUAAGGUUUACAUUUGUUACGGUGGCGGCAGGGAUCUUGUUUUUGAGUGAAAGAAAGUAAGUGCAUGUACUCGAGCGACACGACAGUUUUGAACAUGGGUAAUCUUUCACGUGUCUUACUUUUUUCACUUGCAUUAUGCCAUUUGCCUCAAUAAAGCAAUAUGUUCAUUUUGAUCUA